AUGACCGCUGCUACUUCUUCUUCCACCACGGCCGGCUCGACACCAUCCAGGCGUGGUGCGACAACAUCCUCGACAGCAACAACUUCUUCUUCCGCCACUGGUGCCAGCAACGGCCCAGCUUCUCCAGCGCAUCGCACCGCCGACUACGGUACGCGCCUGUACGACCAGAACGGACGCCACGCUCCUCCCGCUGCUGGCCCGGCAUCCUCGGCUUCCCAUGCCGCUUCGCCGUCCAAGCAGAGCAAGCUCACGCACGCGAACAAGGCCUCCAACUCUUCUUCCUCGCCGGCCCCGUCGUCGCGCCGAAAAGCCAAUAUGAACAACAACAAUAACGACAAGGCCGAGAAGCGUCGCAGCAGUCGCGCGUGUCUCGAGUGUCGGCUGGCAAAGACCAAGUGUCAUGUGACGGACAGUCAGGACGUAUGCGACCGCUGCGCCAAGUUCUCGUUCGACUGUCGAUUCGUGCGCCAUCAUAGGGGCCGAAAACCCGUUUCAAAGCUUGCGUCGCUCGACGUGGACGACCUGGAUGUCGGGAUAGGCGCUUCACGCUUUGGUGUAUCGGACGAGGAGAUGGGCACAGACCACGAUAGCGAUUCGGCAAACGAGGAAGGUGCAGGCAAGCCCGACUCGGGUGCCGCUAACGGAUCUGAAGCUCACGCUGCAGCGGGCGCGGACGGCAAGCGCUCUUCGAUAACGGAUCACGAUGCUACUAAUACUGCUGCGGGCUCUGAGUCUGGUCAGCGGAAGGGUAGAGAAGCGCAUACCAGCAGAUCAGCCGGCAGCCGUUCCAACAGCAAGGCGAGGCCGCAUCGGCUCGCAAACAGUCUGCAUGAGCUCGACACGAGUGCACGCCGAAGAAUCUGGGAGAUGCUUGCUCAAAAGAUCCCGCAACGCGGUUCAACCUAUACGUUUGUCAGCAAAGGUGAGGUGGCUCACGACAAUCUUCAAGCUUCCUCGUCCAAGUCCGGUAGCAGCAGCACCAGCAGCAAUAGCAAACUCGGUUCUGCUGGCGCCAAGAGAGGAUCUUCGCCCUCAGGAGCUGCUCAGGCAGACAGCAAGAAUGGGGAUGGAGACAGCAAAGCUCAUGUCAAAGCGGGAGAUCAGACUGGUGCAAGCGCUACAGACGCCGCAUCAGGCUCUUCGCAGGCAGCUGCACAGACAUCCGGCCCGUCCCAGCACUUCGCAUCGACGUUCCGCAACCUUCUCCGCCCCGUGGAUAAGCGGGCAGGAGCUACAACCGCUGCAGAGGAAGCAGCAUCCGCCGUCACCGCUCGAUACCCCAGGCUUCCCGACACGCUCAACCUCUUCGGUCCCAAGGACCCCGUCGAUCUCGGCAUCCUCUCCAUGGCGGCUGCUCGUCGGCUCUACGCCUACUAUUUCCAACAUCUCAAUCCGUGGGGGAUGAACUUUGACCCGUGCUUUGUCUCGCACGAUGCAGUGCGCGCCUCCUCGUCGUUUCUUUACACUACCAUUCUCUAUCUUGCUUCGAGGUACAUCGAGCUCGCGGAUGCGGACGAGGCGCUUGGCGAAGCGACGUCUUUCUACGCUGCGGCGACGUUUGCGAGGCCACGGCCGGAUGAUGAUCGGGUGACUGCGGGAAUCUCGGCGCAGCUGGGGACGCACGUGCGCAGUCUGGCGAUCACGGCGUUUGCAGUGGGCGAUCGGAGGAUGGAGACGGGUGUGGCGAUGUACUUGUCUUCGGUGUGGAAGGAGGCUGACGAUCAUUUCACCAUCUUGUACUGCAGCUAUGCGGCCAAGAUCAUGAGCGAUAUUCCGACCGAACUCUUGUCGCUCCUGCCUUCGUCUGGCGCCCCUUCCACGGCACGCUCCAGCAAGAGCGGUGCGAAACCGGUCGACGACGCCAGCACUGCUGCAACUCUUUCUCAGCAGAGACUGCGACGCAACCAGCAGCGUCAAUUCCUCUUCCACUUUAUCCAAGAGCACACUCAUCUGUUGCACUUUGCACCACGGCCCAACUUCGAUCGUGGGCCGAGCCUGUUGCGCAACCUGCUCGCCUGGGCGGACGACGCGCUUGCUACCGAGGACGACAUCCUGCUGUGCGCCGACAUCGACUCUGUGCUGCUGCAGACCAAGUACAAGUCGAUCAUGGAACGUGCCCAGGCUCAGGAGAAGGAUACGCUCUAUGGCGGUAGCGAAUGCUUUUUGCUGCUGCAGAGUUUUAUGGAUGAAUUGGAGGGGUGGACCAGUCGGUGGGAGCUGCAGGCGCGCAAGAUCGAUCAGCGCUUUAGACGCGCUGCUGAGGUGCGGGAUGGGGAGGAGGCAGAUGCGGUUGAGAGAGGAGCGGGAAGGAGGACGGACGAUUUUGCGAGUCACUUGCCUCUGGAUGCGCGGAUGCAUCUGCUGAGCGUGAUGCGCAGCAGUCUAGUAAUGCAGAUCUCGAGUAUAGCCUUCCGUGCGUCGCUGCGGGAUAUCAACAAGGUCAAACCCACUGCCGCAGGAAAGUCGAGCAGCGCCGGUGCCUCGGCUUUCUCCCCCUCGGCACUUUCCGCCAUGGACGACCGCGCCGAACAGAUCUACUACACCUGUCUCGACUCGGCGCUCAACCUGCUCGUACACACAAUGCAGAUGCCCCCUUCCGUCCUCCGACACGCACAGGACAUGAUCAUGGUGCUCGCUCCGCACGCCGCGUUGCUCGCGACCUACCUGAUCUCGCUCCCGCUGCCGUCGGUGCCGCCCAAUUUCGCAUCUAGCGCAGCAGCGGCGGCGUCGGAGCGGUUAGGGUACGAGUACGCAAAGGUGAAAACGCGCAUUCGGAGACGCAAGGAGUACGAGCGGAAGUGUCUCGAGCUUAUGCGGGAUACGAGGGAGUCGUUCCGUUUGGCCCAGGUACGUGCGGACGACCAUGUAGGGUUGUGUGCGCAGUACUUUGACUCGCUGUUGAACGUCAUUGAGGGGGAUGCGCAGGAAGGUGGUGGAGGAGGAGGAGGAGCGAGGCAGGGGCGGUCGCUGUUGAGCACGUCGAGCGUGGUGGCCGGGACAAAGCGCUCGAGGAGUGUACUGGAUGCGGCGGAGGACGAGGAGGCGGGGCCGAGGCCGAGAGGCGUGGCACAGCUUUCGUCGGACAGUGGAUUGGGGAGGGCGAGCUCUGCCGGUCCAACGUCGUCGCGUGCUGCUGCUGCUGCCCAGGCACAGCGAAGUGCGCAACCGUCUCACGCUCCAACCAUGCGUCCUCACGCGUCCGUGCAGCAAGGCUCGUCGCAAAACGCUCACUCAAGCAACAACUCGAACAUGGACACUUCGGCUGCGGAGACAUUGCUCAACCUGCAUUCGGAGAGCAGCGCUCCUUUAAGCUCGGCAGAUGGAGUCGGAGACGGGGAAGCUCAGGCGGCUGGCGCUGGAGAGACGUCGACCUCGCCGGUUGCUGGUGCGAGGGUGUUCGGCGGUAGUGGUGGGUACUAUUCGCCUGCAGCAGCUACGUCGCAUCUCGCGCGCGUGGGUGGGACAGCCUCUACGCCGCCCUCUGGCACACCGGGGGCUGCGACUUUCUCACCGGGCAGCUUCAUCAGCACAGGCAUGUUUGGUCACUUCGCCCCCACCGGCGGCACAGGCUCGAUCCCCAACUCCCCGCAGCACUUCCACUCGCACCAACAACACGCCCAGCACCAUGCGUACCUUCCGUCUGCUCACCAUCACAGCACCAGCACCGCCGGCAGCGGUGGUGCAACGAUGGCUUCGUAUGCAGGCCACGCUCCCCCAGCAGCAGCAGCGGGGGCGGAGUUCGGAUUCGCACAGCAGGGCGUGCUGCAGACUGCUACUGCUGCUGCUGCUGGUGGUGCGGGCGCGGCGGGGACGGUGACGCCGACGGGUGCUACAGGCACUUCAACGCCGGUAGAUUGGACGUGGCUGCAGAGCUUCUUGGAGGUGCCCGAGUUUUCAUGGAUGUGA
This is a messenger RNA of Sporisorium graminicola, 3906 nucleotides long. RefSeq lists its product as uncharacterized. Gene Ontology annotation, cellular component: nucleus. Bases 1 to 3906 code for a protein of 1301 amino acids. Lineage: Eukaryota; Fungi; Basidiomycota; Ustilaginomycetes; Ustilaginales; Ustilaginaceae. Gene Ontology annotation, molecular function: transcription cis-regulatory region binding; DNA-binding transcription factor activity, RNA polymerase II-specific; zinc ion binding. The transcript has a single exon. Gene Ontology annotation, biological process: regulation of DNA-templated transcription. The record is from RefSeq and is a predicted model, not a curated record.